Jatropha curcas is the source of this 3037-nucleotide messenger RNA. RefSeq names its product Ribonuclease P protein subunit P38-like protein. NCBI's taxonomy places the organism in Eukaryota, Viridiplantae, Streptophyta, Magnoliopsida, Malpighiales, Euphorbiaceae. The record is from RefSeq and is a predicted model, not a curated record.
UAUAGCAGUCAUGGCCUGAACUGAACGAAGAAAAGAAAAAAUGAUGGUGGGAAAGGGAAGGUAAAGGAAGUAAGAAGAGGUUACUUGGAUCAGUCUGUCACUGAAAUCCAGGGAAUAGUUAUUUUGAUUGUUUUCUUCUUCUAUUGUGUUGACAGUAUAUUCUCUUUUUUUUACAUUUUUAACUGAACUUGCAGUCUUUACACACGUGUAGACAGUUUCACAUGCUUUUGGCAUUGUCUGGCCAUUUUGUUGAUGGGUAUAUCUUCCAAAUCAUGAAUGUAGAACGAGAAUUUUUCUUUCCAGUUAGAUGAGGGUGGUCCAUUGAAACACUACAGCUACUACUGUCUUUAAGGCUAUUCAGUUUCUUUGCACUAAAAUUUGUAUGUGGAUGUGGGUGGCCUCUGGUUUUGGGUUUUCAAGAAGCUUGAAGUCCAUUCUUUUGUUUUUGACUUUCUGAAGAGAAGGGAACUCUUGAGUAAUGGAUGAAAAGAGGUUUUCAUAUUUGAUUGUCUCAGAAGGGAAGAGUGAGAGCUUAUAUCCAAUGUAUUUUGGCGUUUCUUGCGCUUUCUUUGCUCUUAAAGUUAUAUCAAGAAUUGAUAAGGAAGAAGAAAGAUGGUCUGGAUUAUGUGAUAAAAUGCUUAAAGGAAGUGCGCAACUAUUGGGAAUGCUUGUGUGGAGAAUUCAGAGAGAAGCAGCAAAUAGUGGACAUUUUGAUCUUCUCCAUAAGCUUGAGAUUGCAGAGAAAGGGAUAAAAGAGCUUAAGCAAAUAAGGCAUGAGGAUGCUAAAGCAAAUGAGAAGGUUGUUGGAAUAUUUGCUUCACAAGAGCAGAGCUGGUUCCUUGAAAGAAAGAAGCUCAGGCAACAAAUUGGAGCUCUAAUGAACGAAAUAAGAGUCCUUCAUAAAAGGAAAGAAGAAGAUAUCUUGAAAAUUAAUCAUAAAUUAAAGGAAAAGGAGAUUUUGGUGGAGUCUAAAGAUAAGGCCUUAGAAGAAGAGGAGCAUAAAAGGAGGGAGUUGGAAGAAAAGUUAACAAAAGCUGAAAAUGUUGCAGAUCAAUUGAGAGAAACUGCUAAGAGAGAAGCUCAAGAGUAUUCUACUGAUCUUUGGAAGCAUAAAACUGCUUUCCUUGAGCUGGUGUCGAACCAACGACAGCUUGAAGCCGAGCUUGGUAGAGCAUUAAGGCAACUUGAAGCUAAAAGGCAAGAGAUUGAUUUGGUCUUGGAGAAAAAAGAGGAAUCAGUCUUGUUAGCCCAGAAACUGUCCAUGGAAAUUGUGAAAAUGCAAAAAGUUUUGGAGCAGAAAGAUAAGAUCUUGUCUGCAAUGCUGAGGAAAUCGAAACUCGAUACAGCUGAGAAGCAAAUGCUCUUAAAGGAGGUUAAACUAUCCAAGGCUAAGAGGAAACAAGCUGAACUAGAAACAGAAAGGUGGAGAGUAGCAUCUGAGUCUAAACAUGAGAGACAUUCAUUAAGAAGUAUGUUUGCUCACCAAGCCAAUUCAAGACCAGAGGAUCCUUCAAUCGCAAGAGGGUUAUCACAAACCAAUGAUUAUGUUAUUGAGUACGAGAAUCCCGAGUUUCGAAAGGAUGCAGAAAUGUUCACUCCCCUUUCUCACUGCUACUCACCAGAAAUAAAUGAUGAACUAGCAAUUAAUACUGAUGUCAAGCGGUUGGAAGGAUGGGUCCGGUGGGAAGCAGAAAAGUAUGCAACAUCAAUUGAGAAGAGGCAUCAUUUAGAAAUAGAUGCUUUUGUAGAACAAUUGAGACUCAAAGAUGAGAAAUUGGAAGCUAGUCGUUGGCGAAUGUUAAGUAUGGAAAUAGAAUCAAAGCGAUUGCAGUCUCAUGUUGAAGGAUUGAACCGGGAUAUGUCACAGCUAAGGCGUGAUAAUAUGAAACUGGAAGCAUUGUUAUUGGAAAGGCAAGAAGAAUUAAAUGCCUUGAAAGAGCAAUUUGCAGUGCAAGUAAAGCAUCAGAUUUGCCAGAAGAAAGAUUUAGACUUAUCUGCUCCUGAUGCUGACAAUUUGAAGGCUGUAAAGAGAGAACCUGCUGAAAUGAAUCGAGAAACAAAAGAAAAUUUAAUAGCAAUGCCUCAGGAGAAAGAUGCAGAUAAAGAAGAACCAGCCUGCGAUAACCAGUCCAAAAAUACCAUUUUUAUUGUCCAAUCUCCUGAAAAAGAGUUUGAAGAAGAGAAGGACAAAAGUGCGAGUCCUUUGGAGGUUGAUCCUAUUGAAAAGUCACCUUCCCCUAGCCAGCCGUUAAUAAAGGCAAAUAACACACCAUUGAGGAUGGAUAUUCAAGCUCUUGGAGUUUCUUAUAAGAUCAAGAGACUGAAGCAGCAAAUCUUAAUGCUUGAAAGACUAACAGGAAAGCAAGAAAGUGAGGAACAAACAGAAAACAAUGAUGCUGCACAGAAUGAGAUAAAGGGUUUUCAAUUACUAACGUUUUUGCUUAAUAAACAAAUCAGCAGAUAUCAGUCUCUUCAAGGCAAAACUGAUGAACUUUGCAAGCGGAUGCAUGAUAAUGAUAUAGACAAAAGCAAUGGAGAUUCCAGUACAGCAAGAGCAAAAGGAGAAACUAAAACAUUAGAACAUUUCCUUGAUGAGACAUUUCAGCUUCAAAGAUAUAUGGUUGCAACAGGACAAAAAUUGAUGGAAGUUCAAUCCAAGAUUGCUUCAGGAUUUGUUGGGGUACCUGAAGAGCUUGACAAGUCUGUCAGCUUUGACACAAAGAGAUUUGCUGAUAACAUGAGAACCCUUUUCCAGGAAGUUCAAAGAGGUCUCGAAGUUCGAAUUGCUCGAAUAAUCGGAGAUCUCGAGGGCACAUUAGCUUGCGAGGGAAUGAUAAGAAUGAGGAGAUAGAAUGAUACAGGAAUAACAGCAAAACACAAAGACAUGGAUGUUCAUUAUUGUUUGAUAUAUAAAUUGUUAAAUGUGUACAGAAAAAUCAUAUAUAUGCAUUGUACUACGAAUUGGUAGCACGAAAUGUGAACAAACUGCAAGUCUGUAACAGCUCGUUUUUGAAUUUACUUGAAAAGUUCAUGUCAA